AUAACGCGGUGUGCCACGUGGAUCACACGCGACACUCGUUCUUCGGAUGACGCGAUUGCUGACUGAGUGCACGGCCGAAGAGAUAGCGGCCUUUCCUUUCCUUUCUUCCCUCCGUCCACGCCAGCGCCAACAUUAUGGACAUCUCUCGCUGGCUUCAGAACCGCUGGGAACCGCUCGCAAGCUUACAUUCCUCGGCUUCGAGAGAGUUCACCCCAACUGCUGUUAUUUUGGGUCUCCUGAUAGGAUGCUUACUGUGUUUCACGAAUCUAUACUUUGGACUGCAGACCGGCUUCAUCAGCAUGAUGUCUCUGCAAUCCGCCUUGAUUGGCUUCCUCAUAUCAAGAAUGCUGCCCAAUCCUCUUAGUGCCCAAGAAAUAAUAGUCGUGCAAACCACUGCUGUAGCAACCGGAACGAUGCCUUUGGCUGCGGGCUUUGUUGGCAUCCUUCCUGCUUUGGGACUUCUAGAUGAGGAAAGAGAUGGAUCUCCACCCAUUCAUCUUACCUGGAUAGCCGCCGCAGGCUGGUCUUUCGCUGUUGCAUUUUUCGGGGUGUUCAUGUCCCCUCCAAUCCGAAAGCAAGUGAUUAUUGAGGAGCAACUUGCGUUUCCAUCGGGCACCGCUACGGCCCAUCUCAUAUCUGUGCUACAUAAGUUGCCACCGCCGGAAACUGGGUUGCACCGACGACCUGGCUAUGAGCGUAUCGAUGAUGAAGAGAUACCCGAACCUUCUAGUCCGAUCAUAGACCAGGAGGAAAGUGUACUGGUUGCGCAUGAGCAAGAAGUUGUUCAAAGCACUGGUUGGCAAGCGUUGUUAUGGAGUUUCGCUUCGUCGGGGGCUAUGACACUCUCAGCGUACUUCUUCCCGGUUAUCUUCUCCAUCCCUCUAUUUGGAAACUAUCUUGCCAAAGAAUGGUUAUGGACUUUUACUCCUAGUUUGUCCUAUGUCGGUCAAGGGAUCAUAAUGGGUUAUCCCGUGACUUUGUCAAUGAAUUUGGGCAUGUUCGUUGGUUGGGGGAUUCUCUCGCCUCUUUCGAAGCAUCUGGGUUGGGCUCCUGGACCAGUCGGUAGUAUGACGGACGGUGCUCGGGGAUGGAUUCUGUGGAUCUCCUUAGCGAUUAUGUGCGCUGACAGUCUUGUGUCCUUGCUUCCCGUCAUUUUUGGUUAUGUCAAGGAGGCGAUUGGGACAAAUCUCGGAGUUGGCUCAUAUUCAGAUUCUAAAGAAGACAAUGAAGUCGAGACAGCCGAUAGGCUCGUGCCGCAGAGUUGGGUUGUAAUAGGCUGGGUUAUUAGCGUCAUUCUCGGGACAUUCUUGGUCUGGAUUGUCUUUGGUCAUGAAGGAAUUAAACCUUGGGCUACCUUCCUGGGCUUCGUUCUCGGAGGAAUGCUCAGUAUUCUCGCAGUGCGCGCUCUCGGAGAAACGGAUAUCAACCCUGUUUCCGGUCUAGGGAAGAUUUCGCAGCUGUUCUUUGCUUGGAUACAACCUGGAAAUAUUGUAGCGAAUAUCAUAGCAGGGGGAGUAGCAGAGGCCGGGGCCCAACAGGCUGGCGACCUCAUGCAAGAUCUGAAGACAGGGCACCUGUGCCAUGCAUCUCCGAGGGCCCAAUUCUACGGUCAAUUAAUUGGAUCAGCAUUUUCUAUUUUGGUUACAACAACUGCCUAUACCCUAUAUAAUCGGGCAUAUGAUAUACCAGGACCUUCGUUUCCUGCCCCUACGGCGCAUGUUUGGUUAAGCCUGGCGCGACUUUUGCGUGAUGGAAAACUUCCGGAACAAAGUGGCGUAUUCAUGCUCGCUUUUGCAAUCAUAUUUGGGGCUGUAGCAGCAUUUAAGACGUAUGCUACUCGGAGGUAUCUUUGGUACGCCAAGUGGAUACCAUCCGGGGUAGCUUUUGCUAUUGGUUUCUUGAAUACGCCGUCUUUUUCGAUAGCGCGUCUGAUUGGCGGCGUUCUCGACCAUGUCUAUCGUACUCGAUUCGCUAAAGACAGAUCAGAUAUUCGCCUCAUUGUUAUUGCGAGUGGUUUUGUACUGGGUGAGGGCGUUACGAGCAUUGUGUCUUUAAUACUUCGGACAUUUGGUGUUGGUGUUGCUUCAUGCUGGGGGUGUAGCCAUGGCCUGUGUGGAGGAUGCUCUGCAUGAUUUGUUCUUCAUAUUUGUGGUAGACUUGUAUAAUUUAGAAAUACAGAACCGGCGUCUAGUUUGAUCGGAACACGUCGAUGCCACGACACCCAUAUUAGAAGUAUGUAUAAGCGCACAGUGGCGU
This is a messenger RNA of Desarmillaria tabescens, 2256 nucleotides long. RefSeq names its product OPT oligopeptide transporter protein-domain-containing protein. The record is from RefSeq and is a predicted model, not a curated record. Gene Ontology annotation, molecular function: oligopeptide transmembrane transporter activity; 2 iron, 2 sulfur cluster binding. NCBI's taxonomy places the organism in Eukaryota, Fungi, Basidiomycota, Agaricomycetes, Agaricales, Physalacriaceae. The transcript has 12 exons. Gene Ontology annotation, cellular component: fungal-type vacuole membrane. Bases 135 to 2132 code for a protein of 665 amino acids.